AACAAACAACCGAAACGCCUCAACUUGAAUCAUGCUAUAACGUUAACACUGCAUGCAAUACAAGGGAAUCCCACUAGCCCCUCAUGUUCGGUAUUCUCUGACCGUACGAAUUUGCAACUGUGCUUCCAGCAAGACCUUAAUACGCUACCAUGUCCUCCAUUCACAUCCUACAAAAUCGCCUCAAAGAUGUGUCCGACUCCCUCAAUGCAAUCAAGCCUCUCAUAAAUCGGCUGCGAAACUUCACUCAUGCCGUCGGUCAAGGCGAUGAAGCGCGCGUGGAACUUGGUGCAGAGGUUCACUCAAGACUCAAAGUUGUUGAGGAAGAGACGGAGCUGCUGAACGUGGAGGUUGAAUCGCUAGAAGGAACAGGCAAUUCCCGGAGGAAGACAGGCGAGAAUGCAGAGAAAGAGGCUGAAAAGAGGCGGGUGAUUGGAUUUGCUGAGAAGUUGACUGCGGAUUUGAAGAGGACUAGGGGAGAAUUCCGGGCAGCACAACUUCAAGCCAAUCGCAAUGCAGAGGCUGCUCGUCGGAAAGAGCGUGAAUUGUUAUUUACUCGAUCGGCAGACGACCAGGGACGCCAAUUACCGUCGGAGAAAUUCACACAGAACGAUCUGGUUGCGAAUGCAUCGUCUGACGUAACAGCUGCUCUACGAAGAACACAUGAUCUUAUGCAGGCAGAGCUAUCUCGAAGCCAAUUUGCUCAAGAGACACUAGAUCAAUCGACUGCCGCCCUCUCUUCUCUCUCCGAAUCGUAUACCAAUCUUGAUACCGUCCUAUCCUCCUCUCGAGCUUUAGUCAACUCGCUACUACGAUCACAAAAAUCCGAUACAUGGUAUCUCGAAACGGCAUUUUAUAUUUUGGUUGCAACUAUCGCGUGGCUACUUUUUAGAAGGAUCCUUUACGGACCAAUGUGGUGGCUUGCUUGGAUGCCGGUCAGAACACUCUACAGAUUUUUUGCAUCUGUUCUCGGUGUGGCCGGUUUUUCAGGGGCCGUCACUACUACAUCCGCCAUUGGCGAGAAUGCGCCAGUACUAGAGACCCCCGACUCCAGGACUGGAAAGGAGAGUGAAGAAGAUAACAUAAUGAAAAAAAUUGGGAAGAUGGCUGGAAAAGAAACAACAAGCGAUAACGAGAGAUACGAAGAUUACGAUGGACCACGGAAUCCGAAGAAACGGAUGUGGGAGGAGGAUGUAACGCGCAAAGACGAACUAGCUGCUGCGGCGGCAACUAGCUCUAAGCAAAAGCCGACAGACAACAAGGAAGACCAGACGCGAUUACAACCAUGGGUCGAGAAAUACCGACCCAAAUCGCUAGAUGAUGUCGCUGCGCAAGAUCACACCACCACCGUUCUCCAACGAACACUACAAGCCUCGAAUCUGCCUCACAUGCUUUUCUACGGCCCACCUGGUACCGGUAAAACCUCCACCAUCCUCGCUCUGGCCAAGUCUCUCUUCGGCCCCGUGCUGUAUCGUACACGUAUUCUCGAACUGAACGCCUCCGACGAACGAGGUAUCAACAUCGUCCGUGAAAAGAUUAAGGACUUUGCACGCACACAGCUAUCGCAACCGACUGGCUUGGACGCUGCUUAUCGCGAGCAGUACCCAUGCCCACCAUUCAAGAUCAUCAUCCUCGACGAGGCGGAUUGUAUGACACAUGACGCACAGUCUGCCCUGCGUAGAACAAUGGAACAGUACAGCCGAAUCACGCGUUUCUGCUUGGUGUGCAACUAUGUCACUAGGAUCAUAGAACCAUUAGCCAGUCGAUGCAGCAAAUUCCGAUUCAAGGCUCUAGACGGUGUUGCGGCGGGUGAUCGAUUGGAGGAUAUUGCAAAAGCAGAAAAUUUAGUGUUGGAGAAAGGGGCAGUGGAAACUUUGAUCAGGUGUAGCGAAGGCGAUCUUCGUCGAGCUAUUACCUACAUGCAGAGUGCUGCAAGGCUGGUUGGCGCACAGCAGAAAAAGCAGCAGGAAGGAGGAGAUGGGGACGUUGAGAUGGGCGAUGCCGAUUCAUCAUCAAUCAUUACAAUCCGAACAAUCGAGGAGAUUGCGGGGGUGGUUCCGGAAAGCGUGCUUGAUAGGUUAACGCAGGCUAUGCAGCCAAAGAAACUGGGAUCAGCCUACGAGGCAGUAGCAACAGUGGUUUCAGACAUCGUUGCCGAUGGGUGGAGUGCUACACAGAUAUUAUCACAGCUAUACCAGCGAGUUGUUUUCAACGACGCUAUUCCUGAUAUCCAAAAGAACAAAAUCGUGGGCGUUUUCUCGGAGAUGGAUAGGAGGCUUAUUGAUGGCUCGGAUGAGCACCUUUCGAUCCUAGAUAUGGUAAUGAGGAUUUCUGGCAUUCUGGGUUCCUGAGUUUAUGUAUAGCUAAAGCUAGUGGCCAAAUUCAAUAAUAGCUGAUUAACGAGGUACGGAUAACGGAUUCAAAACACAGGCAAUUUAGAUUUGCAAUCGACUCGUAAGGACAGGCAAUCUGUUAUGGUAGCAUCAACGUUUGGCAUGAAAAAGAAAGAUUUUCGACUUGAUAGUUGAGUAAAAUUCAAUUUUUUUGCUCAGCGUUCAUCACCCAGUAUUGUGUUUAGCAUCCCAAGUGCUGUUCAGACUUGCU
This is a messenger RNA of Talaromyces proteolyticus, 2601 nucleotides long. RefSeq lists its product as uncharacterized. Gene Ontology annotation, biological process: DNA-templated DNA replication; DNA repair; retrograde vesicle-mediated transport, Golgi to endoplasmic reticulum. The record is from RefSeq and is a predicted model, not a curated record. Gene Ontology annotation, molecular function: DNA binding; DNA clamp loader activity; ATP binding. The transcript is spliced from 8 exons. Lineage: Eukaryota; Fungi; Ascomycota; Eurotiomycetes; Eurotiales; Trichocomaceae. Gene Ontology annotation, cellular component: nucleus; DNA replication factor C complex. The coding region runs from base 150 to 2348 and encodes 732 amino acids.